Molecule: messenger RNA, 429 nt
Organism: Letharia lupina
Lineage: Eukaryota; Fungi; Ascomycota; Lecanoromycetes; Lecanorales; Parmeliaceae
Exons: 2
Coding region: 1-429 (142 amino acids)
Source: RefSeq, a predicted model, not a curated record
AUGCCCUCACCUUCAGCAACCAAUUUCAACCGCGACAAAGAAAUCCCUCAGCUCACCAACUUCUGCACGAGCCUCAACAGCAAGUACUUCCUCCUCGGCGAACCGACCACCGAAGAGACCCCCACGAGCAUUCUCGACGCAGCCGCCGGCGUCUCCGUCACGGCUUUCUCGUCUUCCUCAGACUAUAAGGGACGAGCGAUCGGUUCCGACGCUGUGAGUAUUGAGGAAUGCGUGGGGAACUUUUUGCCUGUGAUCCACCCCUCCAAGAGCAACAUUGACCGCAUCGACCGUAGAGCUUCCACUGACGGGAUGAACAACGGUUAUCUCCAGAACACGUCCAACCUGCUGCACCGGAUCAUCGGAAACCACCUGGAGAGGCAAACAUUCACGACUUGCGCAACAUGGUCCACAAGCGUGCCCUCGGUCUGA